GAAACAGCAGAGGGGAAAACACACACGUACACACACACACACACAGCAGGCUGACUGGCCGUGGAGCACUUCCACACACACUCACUCACACAGACGGAGUGGUCUUCUGAUGCAGACUUACACACACACUCAGACUCACACACGCAGAGGAGCUCAUUAGCAUUUCUUGGAGUAAACGCAUUUCCGUCAUCAGGACUUGUUUAUUUUAAUCCCGGGAUCAAAUCGCGUCAUUACGAACCGCGCGCGCAUUCCACAGCAGGAUUUGCGCAUCUCCGAGCGCAGAUUGCUUUUUUUUCCUUUCCUGCCAUCCACGAGAGCGAUGUUUUAAUUUUCCUGCCCGCGAGACGAGCUUUCAGAGUCAUGCACGAGCGGCUAGUGGCGGAGCGAUUCGUCUGAAGGUUCAUAAAAAAAUGGAACAACAACAGAUCUCCAAACCGGAAUGCAGAAACAUGGACGCGUGUCUGAGGCGACUGAAGCAGGAGCUGGUAUGUUUUAUUCUUUUAUCCACUUCAACCAUUGUAUUUUUUUAAUUUUAUCAAUCAUUUUAAACAUGCAGAUUAGUAAAUGUGCAAACAGGUUUUAAUCUGUGUCAUAAUUGAAUCUAAAAUCUUCAAACUAACAACAGAUAUUCAGUGUGUGUCCUCACAGACCUCUCUCAUAUUCUCGUUUCCAGCUUCAGUGGGGGGCUGCAUGUGUAUUCUGAAAAUCGCAUUAAUGUGUGUAGGCUUAAAUCUCUGUGCACACCACCAGCAGCAGCAUGUGUACAUCUCCCCCUGUGUCCCACACAUCUGGGGCAGAUAUUUGAAAGCUUUAUGGGCUAAAGACAGUUUUACUUCAUCUUCUUAAGAGAUCUGCACUUAAUUGGAUGGUUUUUGAGAGAAGAGCUGAUAUCUGAGGUUGUAAAGUGAAAUAGUAGAUGCAGCUGAUUGAUCUGUGAUUUACAUUUAGAGAGUUUUCAGAGCUUUAAAUGUGCAGAAAUUCUGCUUUUCUGUGUUAAAUAUUGUGCAAUGAAUAGCUUUUGCUUAAAUUUUGGAUGCCUCCUUUCUCAAAAACAUUAAAUUCUUAUGUGAGAAUAAGCAUCGGAUGAAUCAAUCAGGGUAAUAACCAAUAGUUGCAUCUCUUUUAUUUCCUGCUGUAAGGUUUUGCUGUCACAGAGGUGAUAGUAAAAUUGUUUUAAAUGCUUCAAAUGUGCAAAAAUUCUGCUUUUCUGUGUUAAAUAUUGUGCAAAAAAACGCUUUUACUUAAAUUUUGGAUGCCUCCUCUUUAGGAAACAUGAAAUUCUACACUCUGAUGAUUGAACUAUGAGAAUAAGCAUCAGAUUGAUCAAUCAGGGUGAUAACCAAUAGUUGCAUCUCUGUAUUUAUAUCAUAGAGGCAGGAAUGAAAUUGUUUAAAAUGCCUUAAAUGUGCAGAAAUUCUGCUUUUCUGUGUUAAACAUUGUGCAAAAAACAGCUUUUGCUUACAUUUUGGAUGCCUCCUAGCUCAAAAACAUGAAAUUCUACACUCUGGUGAUUGAAAUGUGGGAAUAAGCAUCAGAUUAAUCAAUCAGGGUAAUAACCAAUAGUUGCAUCUCUGUUAUUUCCUGCUGUGAGGUUUCGCCAUCACAGAGGCGGGAGUGAAAUUGGCAGUCACACUGAGUUUCAUCACAUCAUUACGUCCUGGAUUCAUCUGUCUCUCUUUUUUCAUGUGUUUACGUCUCCUCUCCUUCUACAAACACAUUUGUUUGAUGGUGGCAGCGUCGGAGAGCUAUCUCUUACCCUCGUCUUUGAAAUGUGAAAAAACAAAAGCUGUACCCUCAGACCUGAAUCAUUUGGCAGUCACACGCUGCGCACCCAUUUUCAAAGGAGCCUUAACUGGCACAGAUUUCAUUUGGAAUCAUCUUCAAAGCAGACACAGUUUGUCUUUUCUAUCACGGCACCGGUCCACAGAAAAGUCUCACGUGUCUUGCAGUGGUUGACCUGCUCUUUGGCUUCUCCAUUCGCCUCUCAAAAACACAGCCACACGUCUGUGAAGUGGCACUUGAGAUUUUCAGGAGGUUGGUGGCUUUGGAUGCCAGGAGGACAUGUUGUGUUAAAGCUGCCGUGGCGCUGUUUGGUAAUAUAAUAGAAAAAAGUGUUGUGCCAUGCAGGGGGGAUCAAACCGGAGAAACAGGGAGCAGAUGCCGGUUAAAAAGCCAAGGCAGUCUCCCCCCGCACACGACCAUGUGGGAUGCAAUCUGUUGUUCGGCGUACGAGAGGCGUGAAUGCCAAGGUUGUCACUUUUCUUUGCACUGUGACGGAUUUUCAUCUAGUGCUCACUGGAUAGUGUUAAAGCUGCUCCAUCUGCAGCGCUGAGAUCACAGACAUCUAAUAACCGAUUUACAGCUGAGAGGACGAGAGGAGCAGUUCUGCAGACUCACUUGUGGCUUCAGUUUGAAACCAACAUGCCAACUGCUUUGCAUGUUUUAGCCUAUUAACAACAAAUCAAACACACCUUUGAUUACUUAUUAGCAUUUGGCAAAGUCAGACAUUUUAGUGUUUGAUUUUUUUAUCCAUCCAUCUUCAUCUUAUCAAAGUCAGUCAGCAAUCUGUUGAGAUUUACUUCAACUGUGUCAUAAAUCACAAUAAACAUCAAGUAUCAACAAAUUAAUUAAGUCAAGGUUACCAUCAUAAAACAGCAUUGCCGCAUAAUUACAGAUUAAUUAGAUCCACUACAUUACCCACGUCACAUAAAUGUAUAAACAGUGGUAAUUAAUACAGAUGAUAAACAGUGUAACGAUUAAACAGCAGAGGACAGUUUGCUGAUAUGUGACUUGGCUCUGUCUGGUGUCAUUUUUAGUUCUUGCCGAUCCUAUAAUUCUGCUACUUUUCAAGGUUGGUUUUACUGUUAAUUACUGUAGAUUAGGAGAUUAGGGAAUCGCCAGGUGACCCAUGAUCUGAUCUGAAACAAAACUAUAUGUUACGAUACAAAAUGAUGUUACAAAACAAACAAUGUUAUGUUGCGAUACAUUGUGUUGCAAUACAUUGUGUUGCGAUACAUUGUGUUGCGAUACAUUGUGUUGCGAUACAUUAUGUUGCAAUAAGUUACGUCACGAUGUUAUGUCACGAUAUGUUAUGUCACGAUAUGUUAUGUCACAAUAUGUCGCGAUCAAUAUGUCAUGAUACAUUACAUCACGAUACGUCACUAUACCUUACGUCAUGAUACCUUACGUCAUGCUACGUUAUGUCACGAUCAAUAUGUCACGAUACAUUACGUCACGAUACGUAACCUCACGAUACCUUACGUCGUGAUACAUUACGUCGCCAUACGUUACGUCACCAUACAAUAUGAUACAUAGAUGUUACCUGUGAACAUUGGCCGACUUAAACAUAAACAAUCAUCUGUACGGAUGUUAAAAAUGAUCAUUAAUGUGCGUCACGGGCCCUGUGAUGAUUACUUCUAAUUCAAAACUAACUCAACGUUUUCCUUAGAAUUACUACAAUGUGCAUGCACUGCAGGUGUUGACACUAAACACUUAAGUAAUCCUGUCAGUUUAGCAGUCCACAUGUAUACCCCUAAUGUUAAUGAGCAAUGGGACGGAACUGUCCCAAAUUACAUCUCACUCACUGGAGCAUUUCCUUGGUAUCCGUGACGAUAGCUGUCAGGCGACUCGCAUGUUUACAUUCUACAGUCAUAUUACAUCAUAUCAUUUCAUACUUAGCCAUACUGUAACCUAUUUUACUGCAUCUGUUGGGUCGUAUCACAUCUGAUGAACUAAAACAUGCUGUACUUUAUCCCACAAAUUAUAUAUCAUGCAUAUCAUAUGGUUUUGUAUGUUUCGUAACAGAUCAUGUUAUAUUACAUCCAAUCAUAUAGUAUCAUACUGAAUCGUAUCAUAUUAUACUGCAUAAUAUUGUAUGAAUUGUACCAUAUGUUAUCAUAUCCUCUGGUAUCCUAUCAUAUUAUAUCAUAGAAACAGAUGACAAAUGAAAUCCCAAAAUCAAUAUGUUCAGCAAUUUUCUCAGCUAAGUUUCAUCCUUUAAAAGAAGUCGAAUUCUGCAAAAACUAAAACAGACUCUUCUAAAUAAUCCUCCUGUUUUGGUUGCGAUGCCUGUAGCAUUAUUGGAAAAAGAGCGUGACAUUCACUGCCAAAGAGCAGAGAGUAAAAUGACUUGAUUUACAACGUGAACUCAGUGCUCCUCUGUAGACCCCCUGAAACUGAAUGCUCUGUAAGCUCUAAAAGCAGACAAGAGUCGUACAGAAGUGUGAACACUGUCAGGAGUCAGAGGGGGUCAGUCUGUGUGGGGUAGUGUUAGGUCACGCUCAAACCGUUGACCCUUCACCUGAUGAGGUCUGGGGCUAUUUCUCCUAACUGCUGACCACUUCCAACACACAAACGACGCUACAACUCAAACCUGAGACGGCAGUUUGGUUUCAGGUUAGGAAUGCAUUGUCACUUUUCGCUUGUGUUGCUGCAAAGACGCUUUAAAGUGUCCUUUAUAAAAGCUGUGCAGGGCAGCAAAGAAAGAGCUCCAUAUUUUGAAGUUCAGCCAUGAUUCAUUACUCAAACAAAGAGUCAUGAUAAAGACAUGGUAAGCUCUCACUUCUUACUUAAGGCCGGAGAUUCAAAAGGUGAUGUGCCAUUGAGUCAUGGUGUCUAAAUGCUGGGCUCACAGCUGCUUAACACCACCUCUCAGAUACAAGAGCAUAAAUCAAACCCCUAGUUUAUUUUAUAUGCACCACGCGCUUUUAUCCUCUUCGCACCUGAGGCAUGUUUCAAACAUGACUCUCCUCUUGGAAUUCAACGCCAAAGCCUGAAAACAUCUGAUCAGUAAAUCUGAGCACAAGUGCCGAAUCCAAACAAAGCUUUCAUGCUUUUUGAGUCGCAUGUUCUUUGGUACCUUCAGGGUGUGGAAUCAGAAAGCUGUAUAGUGGUUAAACUGGGAGCCCUGUAUGUUUUGUGCCUCCCUCACGGCUGCUAUUCUCUAACCGGCCCUUCCUUCCCUUCGACUAAAUUUGGCCCUGCUCUUGAUGGCAGCUGUGGGGUUUUGCAUGGGUGAUCAUUGUGUUGGAGAUGAAGCCAGUAACCUUUUACAAAGCCUGUUUAUCAUUACGGGGAGCGCAUGGACAGUAACCUGCUUUAUUGUGGUUUAUUGUAUGGAAAUCACUGCUGAAAUAGAAAAGAUUUAUUGUUUCAGAGGACAGUAGAGUCAGUUAAUUAAACCACAGAUGCUGUAAGCACACAUAUGACUCUCCUACUCUGAGGCCUCUGUGCAGUUUUCCUCUUCUGGACAAACAUCUUUAUUCCUCAUGGGUAUUGCCACUAUUGAGGUUUAGCUCAAUACUUUGCUUGUUGUUGUGCCUUCAAACGGGGAUCUCAUGCUAAAAGCUAUUGGAUUUCUGGAUUGUCCUGCUACUAAAAUGGAAGUUGUGUUGUGUAAUGCAUUAGUGCGGGAAUAAUUGAUUUGUUGGGCACCUGGGGGCAGUGGCACCGAGUGUAAACAGAAGCAGUCACGAAUUAUCACCCUAUAAAGCCUGUUGUGCAGAAAGCUUUUCCAUGCAGAUGCAAUUAACACAUUCAUCAGAUACAAAACACUGUGAGCUGUACAUUUUUGGGGAGCCCAAAAAUUUUGUCCAAUAUAUCUCUAUCAGCUACUAGGGCUGCACAGUUUUGGCCAAAAAUAAAAUCCUAUUUUUUUUCAGUUAACCGCUGAAAUUGAUGUAAUGCAUAUGCCAAGCUAGUCAGUGGCGCUGUAACGCUGCACAGAACAUGCACAAAACACAGAAGAAGAGUACAGAGCAUGUGUAUUAAGGUUGUUUUGGCCGGACAUACACAGCAGCCAUAAAAGAGUUACACUGUGUGUCACGUAAUUGUUUCGAGAGAUGCAGAUAGACAUCCACACGGAGAUAAAAUGGUAGUCUUUUACACAUUUAUGCACUCUCUGACCCAUUUUCAAAAAGUACCAUUUACAGUCACCUGAAACGCCGAUGCAACAAAAAACCUUUGCGUUUACUCCUGAAUUAAUUUCCGUGGUGACGGGUUGAUACCGCCUUCAGACAGUGGUUUGCUCUUCAUCUGAAACUGUGAAGCCUUACUAAUUCCACACGACUGACUCGCUCUUGUCCUAUUCAGCCACGAAAUUAUCGCCUUCUUUUGCAAACGCCAUGUUUGUUUACACUGGUGUGUGGAAACUGGGGAGCGCUCCUGCAGGAAGGGGGAACCAACUGUUGCCUGGAGGUGCGAGACAUGAUAGAGAGGAAAAUCAAUUUGAUAAAUUUAAUUCUUUUAACAUCGUCAUAAUCAAAUAAUCCGAUUACGGUUUAAAAUCGAUUAAUCAUGUAGCCCUAUCGGCUACUGAAAGACAUUUUUUAUUUCUAAUUGCUAAAUGUUUAACUUGCUAACAUAAACUCACUGACUGGUACAGCUGAAUACAAUUAAAUGAAGCAUCAUGGUCUGCAAAACCAAUUCAGUUCACUCAAAGUCACCAAAAUGCUCGAUAUGAAACCAAAGAUUACAAAGAGAGCUGUCUUAGAGUCAAUUAAUUAUGAGCAGCCCUUGUAAAAUCUCAUAUUUUCCUACUAUUUGAUAAACAGUUAAUUGAAAACACUAAUAACAGCAGCCUUUAACUCCCAUUUUAAUUAUAUGUCAGUACCUGCGUGAAGCGCACAUUACCAAUUCCAAAACACUCUGUAUGCCACACUUGACAGCCACAUUAAGAAGGAAUGCACUGAAGCAUAUGAAGGCCCAUCUAUUUGUAAUAUAUCACUAAACUAAAUGAGUGGUCAGAUGCUCUUAACGCUGCACAAACAUGCCAUUCAUCAUGAAAUCCUACAACUGACAUCCAUUUUCAUCAGGAAAUGCUUCUCCUCUAUUUGAUAAGAGAUUAAAAGUGGAGGAGGAUCUCUAGCUCCUGCAAAAUUACCAUCUCAUUGACGACACCACUGCAGGCUGAAGAAUUGGACGUGCACUUUCACUGCCCACACACACCAAGUGCUGACGUCAACUGCUGCGUUAUCAAGCAUCUAGCAGUGAUUGCUUCAAGUGAAGGUUUUUUUUCUUUUAGUCAGGGAGACAGCAGAUUGGCUCCAAGACUCUCUCCAAAUUACGAUCUGCCAAAGAUGAUGACAUGGAUCCUCAUCAUCCUGUGCCCCCAUAGCAGCUUUGUUUUCAUGAUGGCACUGCAGGAAACAAGCUAUUAAACCAACUCCCUUCUCUGAAAAGGCCGUCAGGGACUUUGAAGGACGUCAGGGCAAAGAAACAUACAGUUCACCCAAUUCUCCGUCCUCAUUUACAGUACAUCCUCUAGUAGUUUGUAUUUUCUUUACCAAUCGAGUGAGAUAUCUGUCUCUGAGAUCUGAGAACAAAAGUGAAGUGAAUAUGACAUCCUUUGUAAAACUCAAAUCAUUGAAGGUUUUAAAAAUGCAUGAGCAUCCUCUCUUUCCAGAAACAGGGUUCCUGCUGAUCUGAGUAACCCACAAAACUCUUUCACAAACUAUUUUGUUGGCGUAAAGUACUUCCAAUGAGAGGUGUUCUCGGCAAGGUCUUUAUAUUAUUCAGAGAGUCCUUUCAAAAUUAAUGACUAAACACUUGGUGGUUUUUAAGAUGACCUACAUACUCAUUCUGUGAUGGGAAGCCCCUUUUGGCAGGAUGUCUCAUUGUUUGUCAGAUCUCCAAAUACUGUUACAAAUCACUGUGACUCUUAUGAUUUUUCAACCCACGAGGUUGGGUCAUAUUUAGGCUAUAAAACACACACACACAUACACUCACUCACACGCACACAACUCCCUUGGGUUUAGAAAUGAAACACAAGGAGUAAAAUUAAGGGCAAGAUCCAGCCAAUGGUUAAAAAAACUAUUUUACAAAAUUGAGCUUUUGAAUUCAUAAAAACAUAUGAUUUUGGGAUGUACAAUGUAAUCAACGCAAUAUCAAUAUUAGUAAACAAAAGCUCAAAACUUAAAUCACUAUAUCAACAUAUUUUGCUGGAUUGGAAAUGUUGGCUUUAGUUAAAAGGUACAAUGUGUAGACAGAAGUGGCAGCUAGUUAAACAGACUUGGUAGAAAUGGAGUUUCAUAUUUCUACGUGCCUUUUAUAAAUCCAAACAGUACCAUAGUCACAAGCAAGAUAAGAUAGGAAUCAUUUUUGUAUCAGGCUAUGAACCUGUUUAAUUCUGCUGCUAAAUACUGUAUUUUUCAGACUGGAAGACGCACUUAAAAUCCUUAAAUUUUCUCAAAAACUGACAGUGCGCCUUAUAAUCCAGCGUGCCUUAUGUAUGAUUACUUGUUGUGCUUACUGCCCCUGUUGCGCUAGCAACAAUAAACCAAUGAAUGCUUAAUACACCUUACCCGGAAUUUCCACCGCAUCCAUAACAGCUCCGAUCCGGAAUGGCGGCAAUUUUCGCCGUCUGCAAAUUUCUUCCGGAUCCGUUUGUGAGGCGAAUUUCGUGGCAGAUUACGGACAUCAUGAACUGCAAGAACUAACAAGAACCCGCGGAUUCAUGUGCAAUCACGUGAUAACAAGUUGUCUUUAGCCACAUAGGCUAACCAUAUAAGUAGUAGAUUGUGUCCUUCCAGAGGAGGAAAUCUACUUCUAGACUUCUAGAAUCAGCAUCUCCUCAUCCAUGGUGUCAUCGGGAUGAAACGCUGUCUUUCACUUCUUCAUCCCCACCCGUUUGCAUGGUGUGAAAUACCAUCCGCCUGAAACACGGAGACUUCCUUUCCAGCACGGGUUAAUCUGUGCUGAAUUUAUUCGGCAUGCUCUGGCAUCUGGAAAAAAAAGAGAGCUCUUGCCAUCAGCUGCGUUGUCCGGCGAUCCAGAGUGGAACAGAAAGAAGCCAGUGUAAAUUGACACUAUUGGUGGAUACAGCCCUUUCCGGCGCGCCUUAUUGCCUGCAAAAUACUGUAGUCAUUUUAAUAUCAGCCUUGGUGCAGUUUUCUUUGGCUUUCGGAGUCAGUCUUAAGUGGACACCACUCUUAUACUGGCUUCAUCUUUAAAGCCAAAGGUUGCAGCUUGGUAUAAAAAUAUUGGCCAAGGUUUGGUUUUGGCAUUGGGUGAGAAAAUAUUUGUAAUUGAAGGAAUCCAGUCCCUCAGAUUCCUUACGUGUAGAGUCAUAUGAUAUAAAUAACAGCUUGUAAGCACAUUGAAGAUUAGAAGAAAACUGGGGGUCAAAAAGAGAUGUCCGAGGUCAAUGGCCAAUUUGUCAUGACAUUGUAGAGAAGGGAUUCAUAACCCACACUCUUUGUGGGACAUUUUCACACUUCUUCCACUCCUGAACUUGACCCUUGAAGGCUUUCACACCAGACAGAGUCACUUUAUAACCCUCUUGGUCAAAGAGGUAUUCAUAGCCUCAUGCACAGUAAAUUAUUUCUUUCAGUGAUUUCUCCACAGCUUUAUUGCCCUCUUGGUUUUGACCUCAGGCCUGACCAUAGCCCUCUGUGGCGUGUCCAGCAGUUCACUUACAGAGGCCCUCUCUAUAUCCCCCAGGACAGAGCCCCUAUUCCUGUCCUUGACCCACACAGCCCACCAUUCAUUUUUAAUUAGGGGUGGAGGUGGAGGGAGGGUGGAGUACACAAACUGCUUCUGGCCUGCUCCUUCUAAACAGGAAGAACUUUUGGGCCUGAUAACCUUGGCCUCACUGUUUCCUCCUCCCCUGCAGCCAAUAACGAAUAAACAACAACAGUGAAAAAGGCCGUAUUUCAGAGCCAAACAGGGCGCCGGUUUGUUUUCAGUUUCUCUUUUGUGUUUUUAUUUCUCACCUAAUAAUGCACUGAAUGUAUGUCAGUGAGCACAACAUGCAGGCGCAAGCACACGCUGUAAAUAAGACACUGACUUCAUUCAAGCGAGGCAUGUCUGGACAUGUGUGAGUGCAGCAGUGUGUUUGUGCGGUGAUUUAUUUUCCCUCCACAACUAACUGAAGGAGGUAAUAUCAAGGCUGCCACGGAGGUAGGGAGGCUCUCUGAUUUAUUUACACUUGGUGGUAUUUAAUUCACCGGCCCUCAUACUGAAUGGUGUCUUAAUGCUUUGUCGCUGUAGACGGGUUUUGAGGUGAGAAUCGCCAAUCAAUCGCUUGGCACUUUUUUAAUAAGCUUCUAUUCAACAUUAAUUCAAGAGUGCCAGCCAUUGUUCUUAAACUUUGAAGCAUUCAGUCUUUAAUUGGCAAUUAUGUCUGGCUGGCUGGCAUUACUGCAGCCACAGAAGCAGAAGAAGAAGAAGAGGGGGGAUGAAAAGGGGGAGAAUCUGGACAGUCCCUGUUUGUCUUUCUUUCUUUCUUUCAUUCAUUCAGCAGAUUUUCACUUGGCUAGCUUCUUUAAAGUGAUCUUUUUUUAGAAAUGCACGCCUGAUGGAUUAAAUAGAUGAAAUAGUCUUGGGGGCUUUAAAUCAAAAAGAAGAUUUAACUAAACUUCACAAGACUGGGUUAAUGAUGCCAGUGUUUCUGGGCAGUACUGCAAUUCCCCGCAGCCCCAAUUUCAUCCCAGUUCUUUUGUUAAAUUAGAUUUGAUGGAUUUUUCUUUUACUUCUUCGUCGCUUUUUUAUUUUAGGGCGAAGACCUGGAGGUUCUUGGGUGGGUUGUGUCAGGUCAGCGUCCUAUGUGACUUUGCUCUAAUAGGCCCAGAGCUGAUUCACACAUUGUUAAAGUCUGACAUUGUAGGAUGAAUAAUAUCUGUGUUUGAAGUAGAAAAUGCUGCAGGUUAUUACUGGGAAGUCACUUUGAGCAUCCUGAAUGAAGGCUGAAAAGGCUGACGUAUUUGGGCCACUAAGUUGAGCUUGGAGUGGCAGUGGUGUAGUGCCUGGAGUUAGCUGGCAUGGUAAAGGUGGAAUAAUGGGGUUGAGUUUACUUCUGUUCCUCUGUUUGUUCCCCAGGGCACAAUAUGAAUUAUUUAUGUAUCCCUAGAAUAGAAAUACCAGUAAACAACACAGUGUGUUUAAAUAAGCAGUGGGGAGGACUGUAUAUUUUGGGGAUAAUGGAAAAGUUGCAUGUGAGUGUUGAAUUAGGGUGUUGUUGGUGAGCAUGUGCAAACAGGUGUGGCUCUUUCAGACGGCAUGAGAAUAGUCUGCUUUGGAGAUAAUAUUUCAAAAACAGAUUUGAUGCAUGUGAGUGGUCCAGGUUUGAGAGGAAACUCAGAGUGUGGUAAUCCCACAGCUGAUCCCUGCAUAAACUUACCAAAGCCACAUGUCUGCCUGUGAAGACGUAACAACAAUACCGAGAUCGGCACGUCAUCUCGCCUCCAAACUCGCUGACCUUUGAUGUGGAGGAAAGUAAACCGUAAUUAUGCGCUCUUUCCCAGCCGCUCACGGGACACGGGGGAAUUACCGCUAAUGAAGUCAGCCAUAUGCGAUAGGCACAAAAGACAAGAGACAACCUGAUUGUGCUAAUUACUCGUACCUUCACUGACUAAUUUAGCGAGCCAACGGGAGGCUCUGAGGCUUUUGUUCCCAGCAUGUGCAUUGAUAGGCUUAUUAUCUGAUCUCGAAGGAUAAUCACGCCUCUGUGCACCUACUCGGCCAUAUGCUGGAGACGAGCAAAGAGAAGCCUAGGGGUUAAAUGUUAAUGGUGCAGAGUAUUGGUUAAGUGUCAAGGUACAGACCUUGUGAAAUGGUCUGUGCUUAUACAGUACAAUCCUCAACUGACUGAUCAGUAAACAGAAAAUGAAGGAAUGACACUUCUAAAGAUCAAUUAACUAAUUCAUUGAAGAGGAAAUGCUUAACAUUUGCUGAUAGCAGUGUCCCAAAUUCAGAUAACUCCAGUUGUCUCUGUUUGAAUGGAGUUUAAAUGGUUUAAGACGAUCAGAUAAACAGACUAUUUGCAGACAUUAGCAUUGAUUCCAAUAAGUCAUACUGGGAAUUUUUAUUUUCCUUACAGGUACAGUGUAAGGUGUUUAGCAGCAUUUCGCAGAACAGACUUGCUAUUUAUAAGUAUAUUUAAUUUAGUGUAUAGUUACCUGGAUUGGAGCUCAAGAUAUAACAUCCUCACCUCUCUGUAGAUCUAAAAUAGUUGGACAGUGUAAAUACUAAAUUUUGCCAAUCCCCCCUGAGGAGCAUACAACUGCCUUACUUUAUGAACCAAUUACUUGCAAUACAAAUAAGAUUGCAAUUAGUUAAUUAAAUACAACAUUUAGGACUUCUAUGACAAACGGAGGCUCUUACUUAUGCAUCACAGCGGCAAUAUAUAUAUGUUUUUCUGUGCAGGAGGUCUUGUACCUUGUCCUGAAGGCAGGUAGUAGGAUGGUUGUGAUCAUCUAAAAUUUUCCAUCUUGGCACCAGGAGCACCAAAGUGAAACUGAUCCUCUUUGGACCAUAAUUGUCUAUAAAAAAAUAUGAUGGUAAGGUUUCAAUCUCCAGGCAAAGACUAUCGAUCGUGGAUUUGGUUUGGUUCAUUCAUACAUUCAGACUGAAGAGAUAAAAGUUUUCUAAAGAUGCAUAUUUCAUCUUCAAAAAUCAACAUAAAGUAGCUCUGAAAAUUCAUCUUUCUCACAUCUUUGUAUCUCUAAAUCAAACUGUAGCAUAACAGCAUCUGUUUGUUUUCCCAGUAAACCCACAUUUUGCGUUAUUUCCGCCUCUCACGGUGCUUAAAGGUUGUUUUGUUUAUGACGCUGUCAGUUGCCCUCCACAGCUUCUUUUCCCACCGCACAAUCACAGCUCCCUCAAGAUGAAGAAUCACAGCCUGAUGUAAUUUAUCUCUCUAACUACCCCUCCCCCCACUUCUCCUCCCCUCUAUUACCACCCUCAUGUGUACUGAUGGUGUCAUCUAUAAUUAAAUCCAUCAACAGUUUUCUCUUGGACAUCUAAACAUAUGGUGAAGAAUCCCUCCCCUGAUCACCCGGCUGACUCUCAUCACCCCUCUCACUUGCUGUCCCCCCUUCUCCCUCCUCUCAUUGUCAGUCUGUUUCCGCCUGAGUUACCCCACUCUGCUCCCCCUGUGGAUUGGGGGUUAUAGUCUAGACGGCAAGCUCUGAUUGGCUUUCACACCCAGCGGUGUACCCCCAUUGGGGGAUAUACAUAUAGGGGCUGUCAGACUGAACCGUUUGAAAGGUGAGAGACAGUGACGGGCUGGUGGAGGUGCAGGAUAGCAGGAUAAAAACAACAGGGAGACAGACGGGGAUAUUUGACCUCUUGCUUUGUGACAGUUGUGGAAGGUAAGGUGCAGGUUAUGAUUUCUUAGACACAUGACACAGUUUUGAGGAACGAGCUAUGAUUUCCUGCAAACCCUUUUUCCAGGGAUAUUUCAUCUGCAGAUACCUGACUGUUUUUAUGAUAGUUGCCUGCUUCCUUGCGCAGUAAUCCAUCAUUUUCAGCUGACAGGUAACUGUCUUGUUGCUGUUUCCCUGGCAAAUCUAGAUUUUCUGCUUGUUAAUAAAUGAUAUGUGCUGGAGGUGCGCUUUCGGAUAUUCUAGCCAACUUUGCCACACAUACCGGCACGUUUCUUGAAAUUCCUUGCGUGCUUCUUCUUGUCUUCCAACCGACUUUUUUUUCUUUUCAAAAGAAAGGAGGUUUAGUCAUCAAUCAGAGUCUACCUUUACCUUUGUGAGCGUGUUCCUAGACAAACCUAAGCCUGUAGUUUAAUACAGAGGAUGAUUCAAAGUCUGGGUCAAGGUGUGAAAUGAUUCAGGUCUACAUGUUAAGACACGGGUCAUGAUACCGCCGCUGGGCUUCCUGUCUGGCUUUAGGAGAAGACGUAAGUCCAGAUCACAUGGCACAGGCUCUUAAAAAGAUGAGCGCAGAAAGAGAGAGGAGGAGAAGGGGGAAGAUAAAAGCCGGGUGUGUGAUUACCACGGCACACAGAGAGAAGUGAGAGUGAAGACAAAGUGCGCGAUGAAGAAGAUUCUGGCUGCGUGGAGGGUAAAGAAAAAAUGAGAUAGAAAGAGCAAAAGACUGAGAUAAAACAGGAGAGUGCGACUACUUUACAGCUGUCAUUUGUUGGAUCCGAUCUCAUACGCAAACCAUAUGGGGCUCUGGCUUGUCAUCCAAAACUGGGUCACAUGACCCAUAAUUAAACAAGGUGCUAGAGAGCAGCUUGGAGCAGACAAGAGAGGAGACUAACUGACACAGAGACAAAAAGCAGGAAUGCUAACGGGUUUUCUAUUGUAUGUUAUGUCUUAGAUAACAGGUGAAGAGGUUUUUGUGGAUUUGAGGUCACUAACAAUCCAAAAAGAGCCAAACGGAGUAAAGAAAUCUGUCUGAAAUGGAUCCAUAAUCAUCUCGUCUGUCUUCUCUUUUUCCUGACAGGUUUCUAUGAAAGAAGCCGGCGAUGGCCUCCACGCUCAGAUGAAUUCGAUGAUGGGAGCCCUCCAGGAACUCAAGCUCCUUCAAGUCCAGACAGCGCUAGACAACCUUGACAUUUCCGGUCGACCCAUCAACAGAGGAAUCCCACAUCCUGCUCCGCAAGCUCCUCCUGAAGCAUCAGCUCAAGUAAUCUUAGGCAAGGACAGCAGUUCCUUCUUUGGCCAAACCAUGCCGGAAGUACCCAGCCCGAGUCCCAGGCAAAGUCCAAGACCUUCACUGGAGAGCAGGAAUACAUUCAGCAGGGAUGACAGGACCUUUUCUCAAAACAGAAGCAGCAUGGGUACCUCAUCCUCCUCGGCAUCCAGUCUUGAGAGUGAGAGCGAGACAAGUGAAAGAAGCGGUAGAAGUGAGAACAACCUUGAGUCUAUACCCAAAAGAUGGUCAGGGUACAUGGCCCCACAGGUGGAUUUUUAUGGACCAAUGGUUGGGAACCCUCCCCCAGAGCCCUACCCUCAUCCAAAGGCCCCCAGUCAGGCUCAGGCGGUGGACCUUCCUGGUAUCCUCUACAGCCUCUCCAGAGAGGGCCCUUCAUUGGACAGCGACUACUCUCAAGAAAGCACAGACGACGCGAGUGACUGGACUUCUACUCUGAUGAGCCGCAGUCGCAACCGUCAGCCCUUAGUGCUGGGCGACAAUGUCUUUGCUGACCUCGUGGGCAACUGGCUUGAUUUGCCCGAAGUGGAGAGGGAAGACAUGGAGGAGGAGGACAGGAGGAAAAGGAGAGAUGAUAGGACAAUGGAUGUAGGGGCAGACCGACCGGACACUCCAGCUCACCCUCUACGAAACAGUCGCUCACAGGAGAUUUGCAGGAAGUUCUCCUUAACCACAAAUAUAUUCAAAAAGUUCCUGCGAAGCGUCAGGCCUGACAGGGACAAGCUGUUGAAAGAAAGGCCUGGCUGGAUGGCUCCUGAGAUGUCUGAAGGGGAUCUUGCCAAGAGGCCAAAGAAACUGGUUCCAAAGAGUUCAAAAGGCAGCUUCUACUUGCCGUUCUGGGCAAACGGACAGCAAGGCAAAGGCAAGAUGUGUCCACAUCUAGCGGAAGCAGAGAGGAACCACCACCACCACUUCCCCCAGGUUCACCAACAGCCAUUUGCUGGGAUUUAUCUAGACAGGAGACAGCCAGAGACUGGUCUGGAGAAAAUGCAGCCCUUGUUUGAUUACAACACAGCUGUGUGGGUCUGACAGAGGGACCAACAGACUGCCAGUGAUACCAGGCUGAGUGAGUGACAGGUGCAGGGGGGAUUUUGGCUGUUGUGGAGGGGUGUAUGAAUGAACGACUGACCCGUAUGAGACUCUUGGACUCUUGUUAUCUUCCCAAAACAAACCAAUGAACUUCACACCCCGACAAAAUUAUCAGGGCAUCAUUUUGUCAGACAAUCCCAAAACCAAAACCUCGUUUGCUGUGUGUGUCUGAGACGGAGGCAUUUUUUGAGGACCUAUGCUUCCAGUUUUGUAUCAUUGAAAAUUCUUCCUAUGUGUGUGUGUCUGUAUGCAUGUAUGACUGCUUCUCUGGAUGUCUUUGAGACGGUACUUUGAAAUGUUUUCUCAGAAUGUCACCAUCACCACUAGAUCUUUAGGAGAACAACCCCAGACUAAAAUAAGACUCUUUCACUCCCAGGCAAACAGGACGUACACUUGUGUAUCUCACUUCUUCUUCUUUGCAUCUAUGAAUGGAAACACCAACUGUUGGAUUGCAUGGUUACUGCUUUUAUGAGUGAUCAGCUGUUACUGAACGCACUGCCACUGAACACAGCUAUAAGCUUCCUUUCGUUUCCUACAAGCUUUAACGCCGUGGAAACUCAGGUUUUUACUAAAUCCAUCAGUCUCAUUCACCUUGCUCAGGGAAUGAAUGUAUCACACGAGUAAACUAUGAGACACUUCCACUUUUCGAGGGGUUUCAGUCGAGUUGGAAGAAGUCUUGCCUCAUCUUAUAUUAGCAGCAAUACAGUGCAUGACUAGUUUAAAGAUUGCACAUUAAACUUUUAAGAUUUAUUCCUUGUUUUGCUAGCUGUGCUGUUGGAAAUUCUGAUAUUGCUUCCCGGCCAUGCAGACAUGGCACAUGUUGAUUCAACCGUCAGUCCUGGCUUGUUACGCAGAGAGAGGAGGGGGAAAGAUGGCACAGCCAAUGGUGACUGACUGACUGCCAUCUGGUACCCGGUCAUUAUGUAAAGCUUGGUCGUCACAGACUCGAAAAAGAUGCAAAAAUGGUUUGUUUAAUCCCCAAAGCUUCGUGGAUUAUGAUGAUGGUGUUACAUACUGUACAUAGACACACAGGUGAAUACAUGACAGGGCUGUGUGACAGAGACAUCAGACAGGAUUGAGCUUCAUGUACAGAACAUUGUACAUAUUUGUCAUCAGUGUAACAGGAGCAAUAACAAACAUUUCCUGUAAAAUCCCAUCGCAUGGUUUUCAUUAUUCUUCACAGAUGAAUAUGUCACAGUAAUAUUAAUGCAGUUCUUACCAAGACGAUGCUUCACUUGUAUUUAAACCACAAACUGACGAAUUAAUCUGCAACUCACAGUCUCUUCUCUCUUGUUUCAUAACGUACAACUUGUUUUUGUUUUUUUAUUUCAAGCAGCAUCAGAUAGUUUGAAAACAAACUAAAGCUUCCUUCAGAGUUUCACAUGAAUAUAAGAAUUCCCUCAGGAUUACGAACAAUACUGCCAGCUCUGAGUCAAAAUACUCGGAUUUUUAAGAGGACCACUGAUAUGCAAAGACAAUCUAACACACCAACUUCUUAUUGUUAACAAAGAACAGUUAAUUUCACUCAGUUUAAAAGAAAGGGAUCCCAGACCAAUCAACUCUCAGCCAGCAGGGAUUAGGCCUUCGGUCUUUUGAGUGUCUUGGCCAGUCGAUCCAUAUGGUGUUGUCUCAGUAUUCAGGUCAAUACAUACUACACAUUCAGAGGGUCCAACACACACAGACACAAAUACACACAAACACAAACACAAACACAAACACAGAGGUUUAACUGAGAUGCACAGUCUGAGAUGUCAUCACACAGUAUGUGUAUGUAUAUGUAAAGUUUAUUUCUUCCUAUUUACAGUUGUCUAAGUGUUAUUUUCAGCACUGUUGUUGAUAUUUUUCAUCGGGGUUCUGCGAACCUUCAGUAGUGAUUUUGUGUCAUGUGAACUGUAACACUGACUCUUUGUAAAUUAAAUCUGUUUUCAGAGAGAAACGUUUCUCUGUGUCUUCACUUAAACUCUGUCAGUCAUGUGAUAAAUCUGAGAAAUUUUUGUCAGAUGGGAAAUACAGAAUUAUCAUAUAAGAGACUCGAAAUUAUCGUAUUUUUGGUAAAGUUAUCCAUCAUAAUCAAAAUAACAAUCUUACUGUUGCAUAGGGUGACCAUACAUCCUCUUUUACCUGGACAUGUCCUCUUUUUUGGGGGCUGUCCCGCCUUUCCAGGGGACUUUUUAAAAUCCUUCAAAUGUCCAGGGUUUUGUAUGGAAGUUUUGAGUUUGUGUCACGUGGACUUAAUGAGUUUGAAGCGCGUAAAAAAACACUCAACCUGAUCCGAAAAACUCUCAAAAUCUACCACAAAUGACUCUGUGACUCUACCCCGCGUAGAAUUCAGAAUAUAGUCACCCCACUGUUGCAUGAUAGUCACAUAAAGUCACUCUGUUUAGUGUCCUACAGGCACUCAUGAUUUUGAGGCUACAGUUUACUGGUCAUUCGGCCCCACAUCAGUCGACUUCCUGACUGAGCAUGAAUGACAGCCAAUCAUGCUCGUUGUUCGGAGACAAACAUCACUCAAACUACAGUUGGAUGGGAACAUCACAUGGUAAAAAGAUGCCUUUAGGGUUUCGCAAAUAAAACACUGAAAAAUAAAAUGUCUGGCAGACCGUGACAGUCCCAUUGCACCGCAAGUUCACGAAACUAUCAAAUUAACGUACAUUGAGCCUUUUUCUGGGUUAUUGAUCGUACAGAGGGCAAAAUUAUCAUACUAAUAUGAUAAUUAUCGUAUAAUUAACCUGGCAACCCUGAUUUUUACUGUGUGGAACAGAAAAAUAUUUGUGUUAUGUUUGAUUAACCCUCUUAAUUAACUCACCGCAAGACCGAAUGUUCAAGAGAACUUAAAUUAGCGCUAAUAAAGAUUAAAGUGCUGGAUUUAUAUCAAUUUAUAAAACAGAAAUUAGAGCUUUUAUUUUGUUGACCCGAGUAUAAUGAGCACAUUUUCCUAAAAACGCAUGUUUAAAAAAAAAAAAAAAGAGGUUAAUGAAAGGACCUGAAGUAAAUGUCAAACAACCAAGAAAUAUGAUGUCAGAGUGUAAUGUUAGAAAUGUCAGACAUCCAAUGACGUUGUUUUGCUGUUAAUGUCGAGGAAAACUGUCUACUUAUAAUAAAAAAAAGAUUUGGUCCAAAAUAGAAGAAUUUGACUUGGAAAAAGGGGGUAAAUUUUACAUUUAAAACAAAGUUUCUCAUAUGUUUACAAUCCUGCAUCCAAAGAAAAGUAGUAAAAUAAAGAAAUCUCAGACUCCUGAACCAGCUUUAGCACUCUCGCUCUCUGCUCGGGCACUCUGAGCGAUUUGUUUCCUCUCUUCUGUAAAGUGCUGCUGCAUCACUAACAGGUUACUCACUGCCUGUGCCUCAGCUGUGCACUAAAUUGAUUCUAAAUCUGAACAACAACUCCAUCAGUGCCAUCAAUAAUUAAACAAAGAAACACAAACUCCGCAGUCCUGCAGUUCAUCAGAGGUUCUUCAUAACACUCGAUCCCUGAGAUGCUUUUUAUGAGACACACAUCCAACCACAUCAAUCAGCUCCGGUCUCUGUCCCCGAGCACUCAGAGCAGAGAAAGUAAGUAAUACCUCCUGUAGCUGUCCUGCCUCCGCUCUGAUAAAACCUGUAAUACACUGGAAAACCCUCUCUGAUUUCAUCCUGCAUUUAUCUCUUUUAGAGUUAUCACACCAGACCGAGACUGUUGAGUGUUUUUGUGCUACCUGUUAUAUCAUAGAACAUGACAUCAUUUUAUCCUGUGAUUGUUUGUCAGAAACAAAAAGGUCUUUCUGUUCGGUGUGAAGUCAUCGGAGGCACGCUCAGCCGCACAGGUACAUAAAUAAAUAGACUUGAAUUAAGCAGGACGACCAAACAUUAAACAAAAAACUUCCUUAUUUCAGUUUUCAGCAUCUGAAUCAACUGUUGUGACGGGAACAUCAAGAAGCAAUUGUUCGUUUUUAACUCGGACCUUCAAUUUUGGAUUCUUGGAAGGACAAAAUAAGAAUCUGAACUUUCAUAACUUUGAUUUUUUGUAUUAUUUCACACAUCAGAACUACAAUAAAUAUAAGAAAAGCAGACAUUGUGAACCUUUGUUUGAUCCAGCCCUAAACUUCUAAAUAAAAAGAAAUGUUUUGUUUUUGUUGUGUCACAUUUUAAAGUUUAAACGAGUUCAAUUACAUAUUUUCCUGUCAAUAAUCUAUAAUUAAAGUGCUGCCAAAUGUGCUUUGAUCAAUAUUCUGUCAGAUUAAACGCCAUCUCACAGGAACACAUUAAAACUUUACAUAACACUCAGCUAACGGGUCAGUGAGCAUUCCAGAUUAAAAACGACAGCGGGUUCAUUUAGAGGGGCUAAGAAUAAUCUGUGUGUGCGUGCGUCUAUAUGUGUGUGUGUGUGUGUGUGUGUGUGUGUGUGUGUGUGUGUGUGUGUGUGUGUGUGUGUGUGUAGGAGGGACAACAGCUGCAACUGUACACCCCUCUCCUCUGGCUCAGUUUUCGCCCCCGCGAGACCACAACAGCGGACACUGACUGUCCCACCACCACUUCCUCCCUCCUCCUCCUCCUCCUCCUCCUCCUCACUCCCCCCACUCUGGUCCCUGCUAGUCAGCUGUCGCUCUCUCACCGCCUCACAACUCUACUCCCAUCCCCAAAUCUGGGGCACGCAAUGCACAAGUUCAGCAGAGUUGCACAACUUUACAGCCCGAGAGUCUGCAGAUCUGCAGCUCGUACACAAAGAGCAGGUCACGUUUCGAUUCAGCGGUCAGAUGUGAUUUAUUGUCGGAGCUAAAUGAGGGGAUGCAUGUUAGGAACAUAUAAAAAAUGGAUUAUCAUUAAUGGAGGAGCUGAAAAGAUGAAUGUAGUGUGUGUUUCUAUGUGUGCAUGGAUGUUUCUGUGACCCCUCCGGAUCCUACUGUAGGCUAAUUUCCUGUUAACGCUCAUCUUUCAAUAAGCUAUCAGCUGUGGAGACUCUCAGCUCCACCUCGGCCCUCAGGAAUGCGCUCACGUUUCACUUUUUAUAAUCGUCAGCAACUAAAAGUCCAGAAUCCUCGCUCUGUGCGGCUUUCUGCGAGGGGUUCCCACAAGAAACACGAGACGCUCUCACACAUGCUAAAGCUAGCGAAACCAUAGGUCAUUUGUAGUAGCACAUAAACACCCCCACUUUUUGGAAAUGAGAGACUUCAUCUUAAAGCCACAAAGCGGAGCCAGAUUGGGCAGAGAGAUAAAUGCAAGAGUUAAAUCUAGGUCGAAUUAUUUGGGAUUUAACAUCUGGCUGCUUUACAGUGUGAUGCUUAUCGUACAAGAUAAGUCUCACACUCUCCACUUGUGCUAAUGCAUGCAAAGUGGAAAUUCACAGACAUCAAACGAUGUUACAUUAAACAUUAUUAACCCGGACUGAGUGAGGCGAAAGGGCCACAGCUUUACACACACGAACGAAAAACCUUCAGACAUAGAUCUCCGCAUGAGUCUAUGAUUAUAUUUCCUGUUUAGCACGAGGAAUUUAGGUUGAGUGAAGUAUAUAUAUGUUAGAUUUGGAGAGUGAAGAGGGUUUAAAACUAAAGAAACAACAAUAAAUAUGCUAAAAACAACAUUUUUUUUACUUUAAAGUCCUCAUGCAAAGUACACUUUCCAAACCGGUUGAGGUGUUAAUGACAGAAGAAACAGUAACGAGGUCAAAGUUUGAAACCGAAGCAGCAAUACAGACUAUCAUCAAUACUGAUAUCCAGGCUUCGGUCAAUCCUAGAGAGUGUUCAGGCUAAAUCUCAGUUCAGAUUGAAUAAUUUUCUGCUCCUGCCUCUCAAUUGAGUGACUUUCCAAUUUCAGUUUGAUAACCAACGUUGACAGCAACCAUGUGUUUAGAUGUUAAGAUCAGUUUUCACUUCUCUGUUUUUGAUGUCUAGAUCCAGUUUGUAGGGUGACCAUAUUCUGAAUCCCCAAAAAGAGGACACGACUACGCAGGGAGGGUCAAGUGUUUUUUACACGCGUCUAACUCAAUAAGUCCACGCAACAUAAACUCAAAACUCCAGACGUUCGAAGGAUUUAAAAACUCCCUCAGACCAGGCCGGACAGCCCACAGAAAAGAGGACAUGUCCGGGUAAAAGAGGAUGUGUGGUCACCCUACAUUUUGUCUACUACACUGGCAUUUCUGGUGGGUCUCAGUUUCCCAUUACACAGAGGUUUCACCCUGUGUGUUACCCUGAUCGAAUAAAAACACUGAUUUUAUUUUGGUUUUUCUUCUUUUUAAUAUGCGUUACCUGCGUUUCUGUUUUUUAAGAAGGAUGUCACGAAAGCCACUAAUUUUUUCGACGAAUUUCAACAUUUGGACAUUAAAAAAUCUGCAGAUUCAUGUCCAGGUAGUUAAUGUUAGUGUGGCUAACAUUAGAAGAGCUUGCAUGACCAUUCUUUGGUCCUCCUUUCAGGUUAAUGUCAAUGUCUUUCAGAUCAACAUUGCUCAGGUUAAAUGGUUUUAUACCAGUUCAACAAGACACAGUUUACACACAACUUUUUUAUUUUCUAGAUUAAAAAAAACAGCCAAACUCCACCACUACACAAGAAACCACCUAUGCUUGUUUACAUCAGGGUAGUUGAGCAUUAAAGCAUCUGCCUGCUUUUGCUCUCUACAUGAACCACUUUUCCCAGAUCCACCACAGUCUGCUGAUACGUGAACAAUCAACACUUAAUCCACAACUGCACUGCAAACGGUAACAAAACACUUCCCAUACUAAAAUAAGACUUUUCUACAGAUUCUAUCCUUUAUUUACAAAUACAGAUUCAUGGUAUCACACAUAAAUUCCCAUGAAAGGCAGUAUGAUCUGAGUUUUUGGCACACAGCAGCACUGAUACAAGCUGUAGAGCAGCGAUAGUAGAUCUGCAGAGAGUGUUUCCAGGCUGCCGAAAAAAAGAAAAACCGGCACAUGUUGAUGUGAUAAAAUGCACAGAGACAGGAAAAGUUUCUGAACACGGAGCAGAAGUUUGAAGAUGAAUCCCCUCACCGCUGAAUAUUUCAAUCUGACAGAACAGCAGCAACUUUUCAUUGUUCAGCCUGCAACAUGAAGCUCCCUGCAGACCACCCUCCUCUGAAGCUGUGAUUGAUGUCUUUGGGUGCUCCAACAGGUGAACCUAAUACACAAGAAUGUUUCCACGCUUUGAUCUUCGCUCUGCCUGCCGGUGUUUCGUGAAUCUGAGGAAUUCGGCUUGUAUUUGUUCAAAUGCAGUCUGACGUCGCUGCAGCUCCUCCAACAGACGAGCGGGAGAGCUGUGGGUGCUGUUGUUUCAGGGAACCGUCUGCUCUCUGACUCCUGCUGUGUGAUCUUCAUGGGUGGUGGAAUCAGACGCAGUGAAGGUUUGAUCCCGGUGCUGAGUGUGCAGUCAGGAUUGACUCCGGGGCUGAAACACUGAUGGAGUUUUUUUUCUCCUCUCGUCUACAAAUAGUGAAUUAAUUGACAGAAACUCUAAUUUUAUGCCGAUCAUGAGAAUAAAUCCGGAUACAGUUCCUGCAUAGACAACUGAUUACAGCCUGCUAAUGUCUGAUUUAUAAAUCAUCCAGUCCUUUUUUAAUUCAUGUGAGUGAUGUAUGAUCCUGAACUGACUUUGAGGUUCCUUUUUCAAAAGAUCAACUUUGAACGGAUAUCAAACAUGAAGUGAACAUGUUCAGAAAUAUUGGAAUAUUGUCAUUUUAUAGGUGACAGUUUUUUUACAAGCUUUUGGCAAGAGGCAUUGAUAAAAGUCACUCAUUCGUCGCGUUUCUGUUUAGUCCGAACCAAAAUGAUAGGUGUGAAACCUCCCCAGGACCUUGGUCCAGACCAAACAGUUGGAUCUUGGUCCAACCAAAAGAGGUGGUCUCAGUCCAGACCAAACUGAACCACAGUCUGGUUCAUGUCCAGUGUGAAAGCAUUUUAUUCGGGGCCAACUGGAAAAAACACACACACAAAAAAAAAAAAACUUUUCAACUGUUGUCUGAGGAUGAAAGAGAGAGGGUACGAGAGGACUGGAGAACAGAGUCACCCAAAGGUAAAGAAACUGUGGCAGCAGUACACUAAAGUGUGUGAUGCACUGUGAAAAAGCAGUGUCUGCAGUUGAAAAGGACAAGAUUUCCUUCCUCGACAACAUUUUGAGACUCCGCACCACCUCCUAACCCAAACCUGGCCUAGUGUCUGCGGAUGUGUCGUUUUCCACCGAAAUCAACUCAGAAAAUGGGGAGUAGUUUAUCUUGCUCACUAAGCUUGUACGACACAUGUAUUCAUCCUUGUAUAUUACUUCUAGUUUGUUGGGAACAACGAUUUAAUCCAUGUUUACAACAUUCAAGAUCCGUUGUUUUCAACGUGUUGAUGUCAGACGCCCACCAGUCAAAUGACCAAUCAUAAACUACAGAGACAUGCAAAGCACGUAGUUGAUGACGUUAUUACGUAGGUUUGUCAUGUAAAGUCUGUUAGUUUGUUUGCAGUAAUGACAGUUUGAAACCCAAACAGACCAAACUAAAUGUAAACAAAGUAACAAAAACUCAGACCUUGGUUCAGACUUUCCGGUGUGAUAACACAGUCUUUUAUUUUUACCAUCUACAGUGUAAACCCCAAAAUACUUUCACACUGUGCUUCUCAGUUGUUUUGGUAUCAUGAUUGUCGCAGCUUAGCUUCACCAUGCCCUCCAUUUUUUAAGAAUAUUAUCACUGUAUCAGUUUACUGAGGUCAAGAGUUCAUGGACUAGCAAGAUCACAAUUAGAUAUGAUUUCAGGUUGACUGAAAUUAAAUUAUGCAUAUGUCAUUAAUAAAACUUGGUGAGCAUCGCGUUAGAUAGUUUCAUAGCUGGAACAGUAAAUUUCAGUAGAAUAAUAAAACUUGUGUGUUGUAGUAAACAGGGUCACAGUGAUCAGCUGCUCGCCCUGAUAUGAUCUGAUCUUGUCUCCAAAUCUAGCAGCCUGUCCUUAAAGUGAGUUCAACAUAUCUAGUAGGGCUGCACGAUACAUAGCAAUAAAUAAAAGAUCAUUUAGAGGCCUUGGUAUAGUGUUCAGUGAGUUCAAACCAUUGGGAUACACAAAGAUUAAGCCUGAGUGAGCAACCUUCAG
Molecule: messenger RNA, 24505 nt
Organism: Xyrichtys novacula (pearly razorfish)
Lineage: Eukaryota; Metazoa; Chordata; Actinopteri; Labriformes; Labridae
Source: the annotation of a GenBank genome assembly